AUGGAGACCAGGGAGGACAAAUCCCCGCAGCAGAGCCUCAUGGAAGAGGCCGUUUUGAGUGGUUCCACAGUGCUGGAAUCCAAUGGGGAGGAAAAGCGCCAGAGAUCCCACAGGAGGAGCGGCUCCAAACCCAACCCAGGGUGCUCUGAGGAGGAGAGACCCAGUCUGUGCCAGGAAAGUGGACAAAGCUUCAGCCAGAUGUCGGAGCUGGUGGUGAAUGAGCAGCUUCGUGAUGGGGAGAAGCCCUACAAGUGCUUGGAGUGUGGGAAGAGCUUCAGCCGGAGCUCCAACCUGAUCCGCCACCAGAUGAUCCACACUGGGGAAUGGCCCUCCAAGUGUGGGGAAUGUGGGAAGGGCUUCAGGUGCAGCUCUGAGCUCAUCACCCACCAACGCACCCACACCGGGGAGAGGCCCGACGAGUGUCCUGAGUGUCAGAAGGGGUUUCGGAUCAGCUCCCAUCUGAUCCUGCACCAGCGGAUUCACACAGAUGAGAGGCCCUUCCGCUGCCCCGACUGUGGGAAGGGCUUCAAGCAAAACUCACACCUUGUCACCCACCAACGCAUCCACACCAGGGAGAGGCCCUACGAGUGCUCUGAGUGUCAGAAGAGGUUUCACACCAGCUCCCAUCUCCUUCUGCAUGAGCGGAUUCACACCGAGGAGAGGCCCUUCCGCUGCCCUGACUGUGGGAAGGGCUUCAAGCAAAACUCCCACCUCAUCAGCCACCGCCGCAUCCACACCAGGGAGAAGCCCUACGAGUGUCCCCAAUGUGGGAAGAGCUUCUCCAGGAACUCUCACUUGACUGAACACCAAUGGAGGCACCAGUAA
Messenger RNA from Vidua macroura (Pin-tailed whydah), 825 nucleotides. Its product is annotated as zinc finger protein 239-like. Lineage: Eukaryota; Metazoa; Chordata; Aves; Passeriformes; Viduidae. Bases 1 to 825 code for a protein of 274 amino acids. The record is from RefSeq and is a predicted model, not a curated record. Gene Ontology annotation, biological process: regulation of DNA-templated transcription. The transcript has a single exon. Gene Ontology annotation, molecular function: RNA polymerase II cis-regulatory region sequence-specific DNA binding; DNA-binding transcription factor activity, RNA polymerase II-specific.